Molecule: messenger RNA, 2141 nt
Organism: Labrus mixtus (cuckoo wrasse)
Lineage: Eukaryota; Metazoa; Chordata; Actinopteri; Labriformes; Labridae
Gene: hhla2b.1
Product: HERV-H LTR-associating 2b, tandem duplicate 1
Exons: 7
Coding region: 677-1969 (430 amino acids)
Biological process (GO): T cell costimulation; positive regulation of T cell proliferation; cell surface receptor signaling pathway
Cellular component (GO): external side of plasma membrane
Source: RefSeq, a predicted model, not a curated record
CAAGUUUUAAAAAUGCUCUAGUAGUUGUUCUUAUCUCUAGUUCACAUGCACUCUUUGAUGUGCUGUUCUAAGUUCACCUGUGUUUGUUUUGGAGAGUUAAGAGAGUGUUGAGAUAACGUGACAGGUGUGUAUUGUGCGUGAAAAGAUUUAUCCUUUUCGCUUAUCAAUCCCAUGGAGAGAUAAAAAGAGAGGGCGCAAUAAGGAAAGGUAGGCUGAGGAAUUUAGAGGUAGAAAUACCUGGAGAGAGAAAAAAAAACAAUGGUUUGUGGAGGAUGAAAGAGUGCAGGGCUUUUUGCUGCAGAUCUCACUUUUAUUGUAUUGUUUUGAAGGAGGUUUGAGGGUGAGAACAGGCAGAUUCUCACCUCUCAUCACAGGAUCAAACCUGGAUUCUCCUCACACAGCUCCUCACAUGUUCUGUCACGCUUUACGCUGUAUAUCUUCCUGUGUCAAUUUCAUCAGGAAUGCCUCUCUAAUUAUGCUUUUUCUCUUCCUUUUCCCCUGUAUUUCUGUGUGUGUAAUGAAGCGAGCCACCCAGAGAGAUCCAAGGAAAAACUUGCCGGAAGAAAAAACAAAAGGGGAAACCCUCGUCUCAGGAAGAAUCAUGGACUGAAGACGUGUCUGCAGUUGAAUCUGUGUGUCCGUCUGAGUCGUUAAUGUGUUUAGCUGGAAGGAAAUCAUGUCAGCAGUACAGACCUGGGCCUGUUUCCUCCUCUGGAUCAGCUUCGCCACGCAGGACAAAACCCCAGAUGUCGCUGUGACGUGUGCCAUCUCGGAGGAGUGCGUGCUCCCCUGCAGCUUUGAGCCAGGGAGCAAGGAGACCGUUAAGUGGUACAAACAGGACGUUGUUGUUUACAAGUUUGAGCGGGACAAUGACGACGACGACGACGACGACGACGGUGAUGAUGAUAGCAGCGAAGACCACUUUGAGCAUGAGCAGCUUGUAGGUCGCGCCUCCAUUUUCCCCCACCUGAUAUCCCUUGGGAAUGCCACACUCGUACUUAGAAGGACUAAUCCAAAGGACAGGGGCACGUACAGGUGUCACGUGCACACCUCUGAGGGCGAGCACAAUGCAAAGGUCAUUGUGAAGGUUGAAGCGCCCAUCCGAGCCCUGUCUCUGGAGUUAACGAGGCUCAGCGGCUAUGAGGAGAUGAAGUGCACGGCGCGUGAUGUCUUCCCGGCUCCACGUGUAACCUGGACGACCGAACCCCAGACUUUCGAGGACCUCCGACCAGUCACACGCAUACAGUCAGACAAACAGGGGCUGUACAUGGUGGACAGCCGCCUCAGGAGGUUAAAAGGACAACCUGACCUCAUCUACAUCUGUAGAGUCACGACUUCCUACGGUGGCCCAGCAUGGACCGCCUCACUCAGGGAAAGAGAAAUGAAAGGAAGUCAAGGGAGAGACCUGACCAUCCCCUGCUUUGCCCCUCCUUACCUGAACAACCCCUUGCUCCACUGGACUUUCACCAACAGUGAGGACCCCUCCCACAUCUUUACCUAUGACAGCCAUUCCGGGAACAGCGCCUCCUCGCCGCCAUGGGAAAACCACGUUGAGCUGGAUGGCAUGGUCAUGUUCGGAGACGGCUCCCUGCGCCUGAUGGACCCCAAGCACACGGAACACACGGGAAGCUACAUAUGCGUGUUCUCUGUGCCGUUCAGCACUCACACCGAACGCACUGAUGUCACCAUCGACGGUCCUGCGGCUGACCGAAGUACUUCAGCGAAGGUGUCUCAUUGGUGGAUUGUGGGUCUCAUCAUCGCAUUGCUGAUCCUCGCUCUGGCUGGCAUUCUCGCCUUCAAGAAGCUAAAAGGAGGAAACUCAAAAGACAGAAACGACCCAGAAGAAGUGACAGAGCUGCGUUUAGUUAAAGACUCGGCAGCCGACAGUCACCUGAACGACAGCAGCCCUUUGAAUGUAGGCGGCACGAACGGACAAACAGGCCUGCAGAGUGAUGCUUCGUUAACAUGAGAACCAACAACCUGGAAAAACCUAUAACUAACGAACUACUAACAAAACAAAAACGCACACAGAUACACACUGACAAGGAACUAACGGCUUCUUAGAAACAGGAUGUUUCUUUAAGAGCAAUUUCUUCUAAAUUAUUAAAGUAUACACUUAAGAACUGCUAGUUUGUCGAAAA